This is a messenger RNA of Chelonia mydas (Green sea turtle), 1108 nucleotides long. Its product is annotated as myoD family inhibitor domain-containing protein. Bases 71 to 802 code for a protein of 243 amino acids. The transcript is spliced from 3 exons. The record is from RefSeq and is a predicted model, not a curated record. NCBI's taxonomy places the organism in Eukaryota, Metazoa, Chordata, Testudines, Cheloniidae.
AAGUCUGAGAGUAAGUGCCCUGCCUCAUUGCAGCUCCUGAACUCCUAAUGAGAAUUCAUCUGGCGCGGAGAUGCAGCCACCUCUGGGGCGGGGAAGCUGGGGAACAGCUGCAUAUACCACUGCACAGGGAUGGCUCGUGCGGCGUGGAGAUGCAGCCAUCUCUGGGGCAGGGCAGCUGGGGAAGAGCCGCACAGCGGAUGGGGUUGCUGCUGACAGUGUCUGGUUGCUCCCAGGGGAUGUGGAUUGUCCCAGCCGGAGAUCUCUGCCUGGGGAAGAGGUUCAUCACAGCAAGGAGACAUCGCUAAUUCUCCCACCCCUGACCACUGAGAAAGUGGGGAGAGACUCCACACCCCAGCCCUCGGGGGGCCCUGCGGUCACCCGCUGCCCCGAGCGCUGGAGGGACAAGGCUCCGCUCCCCGCGCACCUGCAGCCUCCGGUGGCUCCGGCCCAGCUGGGGAAGCAGCGUCUGGGCUCCACCGCAUCUGUCUGCAGCCGCCAGAGCUGUAAAUCCACCGCCUCGCACAUCCAGGAGGUGGCUGGGGAUGACCGCUGCGCUCACUGUGCCCUGGCCUGUCUGUUCUGCGAGUUCCUGGCGCUGUGCUCCCUGGCGCUGGACGGCCUGGACUGUGGGGCGCUGUGCCUGGCGGGGGGGUGCUGCGCUGGGGGGGACCCCCCGGGUCAGGGCUGCGGGGGAGGUGGCUGCCCCUGCGGAGUGGGGUGCGGGCUCCUCCAGGACUGCUGCGACCCUGCCGACUGCCUGGACAUCUGUCUGGAGUGCUGCUCCAUCUGCUUCCCCGUCUGACCCAGGGGCAGGGGCUAAGCCCCCCCCCCCAAAGAACGCCACCCUACUCGGUAAGGGCCCCCAGCUCCUCACGAUCCCACCCCAUUCCUGUCUGGUCCGAAUCCUGGCUCUCUAUGGGCUGAGCCCUGCCCUGCCCUGCCCGACCCAGCCGGUGAUGUCAUUGGAUGGGCCGAACCACGCCCCCAUGGAGGGUGAUGUCACCCAGUGGCCCAAGCCACACUUCCACUUAUGUCAUUCAAGGGGACAAAGCCUAUUGGCUACUCACCUGGGAGGUCCUCCCAAUGCAACAAGCCGCACCCAACUUAC